UAUCAUUUCAGAUUAGUAAAACAGAUAUAGCACCGUUUCAAUCAUGGGACUGAUUACACUACUUUUUCUAUGGACUUUCAUUCUGUUUUUCACAAAAAUUAAUAGUUUACAACCAUGCCAGUCUCUUCAGCCCAAAAAUCUAAACAAGCAACUACAAGGCUAUAAGCUGUUUGACAGGAUUGUCAUUUCUCACCACGAAUGUGCUAAAGAAUGCAUGCGAUUGGGAGCUUGUGCUUCUAUCAAUUUCAUAACAAGUACCAAAUCUUGUGAAUUCAACUCAGCGGGGAGUGAGAAAGUUCUCAGUAAUGCAAAAGGAAUAAUUUUCUCUGAUAUUUCCGAAUGGCCAAAGGCGAUGGUUAGUGGAUGUGCAUACCAUGACUGCAACAAAAUUCAGCGUUGCCUCCCCCUUGGACCAGACUCGUAUAAAUGCGUCAAUAUCACGUGCAAAAGUCCUCCAAAUUCAGAGCAAAGUGUUGCGGAACAUGUCAUGGUUGUUGCUGGCACAACAGUCCGAUCACACGCGUGUCCAGAUGGUAUGUUUCUUAGCGGUGACAAGCACAUAACGUGCAAUGUAAAUGGUGAAUGGACGGUUCCAAAAGCUACUUGCCAAGAUUCAACAAUUGGCAAAUCAUGUUCAAGUAACUCGGAUUGUAAGGAGACUGGUGCAGUUUGCAAAGAUGAAAUCUGUUACUGUAGCCAUUUCUUUAGAAGAGACACCGAGUCCAAGGAUUGUAUCAAAGUUUGCAGCACCAUGGAUAGCACUUUCUCUGUCAUGAAAGGCUUAAUUAUAGUGAACCGUAAUGACCUUGGUAUACAAGAAGGAAUUUCUAUUGAUGAAUGUUUUACGAUGUGUUCUGAAGAUAAGAAUUGCAUGUCCUUUGAAUUCAAUACAGCUGAUCUUAAAUGCAGGAGAAGCACAUACACAAAACAAAUGGUAGAGGAUGCAAUACCCACAGACAUUAAACUCAGUACUGCUGAAUUGCACGUAAGAAACUGCUUUUGACAGACGUUGUUGAUUUUCUAUUGUAGAGCAACACACCAAGCGAGCGCCAUUUUUUUACUGUACACAUUUUUGCUACGUACAGUAGAAACAAUGAUGAAGACCAUUCACAAAUUUAGGCCAACUUUCUUCAGAGAGAAUAUAUAAUAAGAAUAUGGCCCAUAGAAUUCGCACUUAUGGCCAUUGAAUUAAUAGUUUUAUGCUUUAGGUACGACGGUAGCCAACCUUCGUACGCCUCUUACCAGUCUUUUUUCAAUAGGAAGAUGGAUGAUCCAAGUUUCGCAUUUCAAGGGCACUUGAAUGUAAUAGAUGGUCUAGUAAAAUACUUAUAUACGGGGGUCGUAUGUCGGAAUCUGAUGUAUCGGGGUCUUUCAAAUUCGAAAGACCUUAAACGCAGAAAAUUCUUAUGAAUUACUUAUAAACACCUUUGUAUCGAUUAUUGAUAAAAAAAACACAAUUGGUUAUUUCUCAGAAUCAGAUUAAAUUUCUAAUACUGAUAUAAUUCAUCAUCUCAGAACUGCUUUUUUGCCCUUCCCAUUAUGCAUACGCGCGAAACGCUACUUCCGUUUAUAAGGAAAUAUUUAAAUAUUAAAUAUUCUUUACUAGUUCUCCAGCGCAAAUAAGCUUAUAUUUGCUUUAGUUAUGAAUAACCAGUCAUGGGUUUUACAAAAGAUAUUCAAAGAUAACCGUUCAAAAUUUGCAAUUUGAUUUUAGGUGUAACUGCUCCAGUACAACAAUGGCUUGUUGAAUGGCUUUUCAGAAAUAAACACUUUUUAUGAUUAUAGAAUCGGAAUUGUGCAAAACUAAAUGAUUCAAAAGAGUUUAUUCUAUUUUUCAAAGAAAAAGAGUUAUUCAAACAGAAAGAGGUUCAGACAUUGAAAAUAACGGGGUUUUGAAAACUUUGUACACAUAUCACUGUGACAGUAAGCUUAAUUUUAUUUUAAUUCUACUUGGAAAAAGAUGUGUGCAUAAAAUCAAGGCUUGGUCCGUCUAAAAAUAUCUGCUCAUAGGAUGCAGUGAUAAAAUAUACUGUAGGCAUGACAGAACCAAACUGGUAGUGCAUACAUGUAUUGACAUAUUGUCAGCUUUCGCAAGAUAUUGAUGAUGAAUAUAAUUUUAUAUUUUAUUAGUAUCUUAUUAUAUUUUAUAAAUCCUUGUUUAAGUUAUAGAGAAUUCCAUGUGUGUGUCUGAUAUUUUAAAACUUAUCAGGUAAGGCUUAGAACAAGAAGAGCGAGUCUCUGCCAAGCCAUUUAUUUAUUUUUUUUCGUGCCGAGCCUGAUAAAUUUUGAAACAUCUGGCACUUGUUUGUUAUUCCAUUUAUAGUGUUUUCAAUUUUAUAAUGCGUUUCUUUCUCUUUAGAUUUCAAAUGAAAAUUCUGUCAAGAACCUCUUAAGUUCAUGCGACGCGCAUUAAUAUGCUAAGUCAUAUCAAUAAGAAAUUAAGAAAUAGUCCGAAUGUUUUUCUCAAAUACAAAGGGAUACUUUGAUUAAAUACUGUUCGAUUCAAAGUUUAUCAAUUUAAUAUUUUCAAACUAGUAAGAGGUUAAACUAUUUCAUUCUCUUUAUUUUAUUUGAAUAUGACUUUAGUGAUGAGGUUCCUGAUAAAACUGAGGGUGACUGAUAAAGCUAAAUUUAUCAGAUAUGCUCAUUUGUUUAUAGAAAUAAAUGUGAUGACACGAUAGAAGUUAGUAUUAUUAUGUAUGCCUGACAAGUACAUGCUCCCAUAAUUACGAGCAAACAAAAAUAAAAACAGAAACACAUCCUAAGAUAAAAGAUAGCCUUUUUGAUUUGAUGGAUUCAAAAACAAUAUAUCAAAUAUUAGUAAACAAAGUAUUCAUUAAACUCGGUACACAUUUGUAUUGGGCAAAUAAAUAUGAGAGAUAACUGAACUGGAAUGAUAUAUAAAAAACAUGUAUAUAAAUUCAAUACAAGAGUUAUUAACAAUUCGUAUAAACAAUUCAAAUUUAGAGUUAUUAAUAUGAUCUUUAUAAGCAAAGACACGCUCUAUAAAUGGAAAAUGGUCUCAUCUCCAACUCUGUAAUAAAAUAGAAGAUUAUCAACAUCUUGGCAGUGAAUGUAUUUUGGGAGACAAUUUUAUAUAUUUUUCAAGAGUGCGGAAUUCAAAGAAAUAUACGUAGACUCGAAAUCCUUAUUUUCGGUUAUAAAAUAUCUCAAGAAGAAUACUUUUAUAUCAAUGUUAUACUCAACAUUGUAGGAUUUAGUAUUUAUAAAGCUUACUUUUGUAGUAAUAAUUGGUCAAAUGAAUUUUACAUAACAAAACUGUUAAAGACAGCAUUUGAAAUAAUUUUAAUCUAUACUAUAAAUACAAAAAGACAAAAGUAAAAUAUUUUGACAAAAUACUCGAACUUUUAAAAUAUAUGAGCCACGUCACGACAAAACCAACA
This is a messenger RNA of Ruditapes philippinarum (Manila clam), 3404 nucleotides long. RefSeq lists its product as uncharacterized. The coding region runs from base 44 to 1003 and encodes 319 amino acids. The record is from RefSeq and is a predicted model, not a curated record. Lineage: Eukaryota; Metazoa; Mollusca; Bivalvia; Venerida; Veneridae. The transcript has 5 exons.